UGUGAGAAAAUAUACAAAAAUCUUGUACCAAAUUCGUUUGUGGCACGGAAUUGCAGCAUCCUCAUCAUGUCACUCCCGCGUAACAUCAGCACACUGUUGAAGGUGUCGCGUGCCCGCAGCGUUCCGUGCGCUCUGUACCACCAGAACGUCCUGGAGCACUACGAAAACCCACGGAACGUCGGAUCGCUCGAUAAGAAGGACAAGAACGUUGGCACAGGGCUGGUCGGUGCUCCCGCCUGCGGUGAUGUCAUGAAGCUGCAGAUUAAGGUGGACGAAAAUGGCAAAAUCAUCGACGCCAAGUUCAAGACGUUCGGAUGCGGUUCGGCAAUCGCUUCGAGCUCGUUGGCCACCGAGUGGGUAAAGGGAAAAACGCUCGACCAGGCAAGCCAGCUGAAGAAUACGGACAUCGCCAAGGAGCUAUCGUUGCCGCCGGUCAAGCUGCACUGCUCGAUGCUGGCGGAAGACGCUAUAAAGGCAGCGCUGGAGGAUUACAACAAGAAGCAGAAGAAGUAAGCUGGAACCGGAGGAACCGGAGACGGUGGUUGUAUGAUAAGGAAAUGCUAUGUAUUAGUUUGUAUGUUUGGACUUUCUGUAUGCUUAGUCAAUAAAACUCAUAUAAAGCUGUU
Messenger RNA from Anopheles maculipalpis, 626 nucleotides. RefSeq names its product iron-sulfur cluster assembly scaffold protein IscU (gene IscU). Bases 67 to 513 code for a protein of 148 amino acids. The transcript has a single exon. The record is from RefSeq and is a predicted model, not a curated record. Lineage: Eukaryota; Metazoa; Arthropoda; Insecta; Diptera; Culicidae. Gene Ontology annotation, cellular component: cytoplasm; mitochondrial matrix. Gene Ontology annotation, biological process: intracellular iron ion homeostasis; iron-sulfur cluster assembly. Gene Ontology annotation, molecular function: ferrous iron binding; 2 iron, 2 sulfur cluster binding.